GACUAUCUAUGACAAUCUUUUGGUGGUGUCUUACCAAUAGGGUCCCUCGGAGUCUCUUAUCCUCCUGUCUUUGCGAAUCGUUAGCAUGUCUAUAAAACCUCCUCGAAAUUUUGUGAGUUUCUGCAUCGUUCGACUUCGUCUUAGUCUCGCUCCGAGGUUUCUUGUGCUUUGGUUCCUUGGAAAAUUCGAUAAUCCUUUCUCAUUAGCCCGGAUGUCAAUACCUUAUCUGUGCUCAGUCUGGACUCAGAUUGCCAUCGAUGGCGUCCCGUGUCCCCCCAUUGAAUUUGAUAUAUUCGACUGCGACGCAGGUGCUCACUUCAGGGAUCUGUGCUCAGGGAGACAUGGCGGUCGUUAUGAGGGCAACAAGUUCCACGCAGUCCAUCCUGGAAGCGCUAUAUAUGGUGGCGAUAUUACUUCGAAUUCCGGAACUGCGAAUUAUUUCUUGUGGGGACGCGAAGUUCUAAAGUCGCCUGGGCUUGUCUCCCCGGAUGGACCGGGGUAUCUUGUCAUGACACUUGAUGCGAACAAUCGUGGGGGCUCUAUGUUCAUGAUCACGCUGUUCCCGACUGGCUCUUCGUAUGUCUCCCCAAAGGAAACCUGCUUCGGACGCGCCAGGAAUCCUAACCAUGCCACUCUGGCGGGGCUGAGUGGAAUAAAGAGUGUUUCUGGAGAUUACCUCGGUGCCCCAAGAAGUACUGUGAGAAUUAUGGGAUGCGGGUUGUUAGGCCCGUAAGGUAACCGCACUCAAAUCUGCUAUUCCCAUUGGGUCUUCAGACUUCUGGAUUCACUUCUUUGCCUAUCGCUCUUUUUUCUCUGGCCACUAGUCCAUCUAUUCGCUUCA
Messenger RNA from Cantharellus anzutake, 841 nucleotides. Its product is annotated as cyclophilin-like domain-containing protein. The coding region runs from base 86 to 733 and encodes 215 amino acids. The transcript is spliced from 7 exons. The record is from RefSeq and is a predicted model, not a curated record. Gene Ontology annotation, molecular function: peptidyl-prolyl cis-trans isomerase activity. Gene Ontology annotation, biological process: protein peptidyl-prolyl isomerization. NCBI's taxonomy places the organism in Eukaryota, Fungi, Basidiomycota, Agaricomycetes, Cantharellales, Hydnaceae.